Sinocyclocheilus anshuiensis is the source of this 1061-nucleotide messenger RNA. RefSeq names its product protein Mis18-alpha-like. Gene Ontology annotation, biological process: CENP-A containing chromatin assembly; chromosome segregation. NCBI's taxonomy places the organism in Eukaryota, Metazoa, Chordata, Actinopteri, Cypriniformes, Cyprinidae. The coding region runs from base 96 to 674 and encodes 192 amino acids. The transcript is spliced from 5 exons. The record is from RefSeq and is a predicted model, not a curated record. Gene Ontology annotation, cellular component: chromatin; chromosome, centromeric region; nucleus.
ACCCGCAGAAGUACAGCUGCCCGCGUACGUUUGAAGACAUUUGAAAAGUGGUGAAAAUAUACAUUGGAGUGGGCGAGUUUGAUAUUUCGUCUGAAAUGGCUGGCAAAAUUAAAGUUGCGGAUGACUGUAGCUAUAAAACAUACUCUGUUUGCGAAAGUGCCGCUGAUAGCAGCAGCACCAGAGUGGAGGAAGAUGGAGAAAGCGACGGUCCAGCGGUGUUUAUGUGCGGCAAAUGCAAGCUGCCCAUCGGUGACAGUCUGUCCUGGGCAGGCAGUGAUGACGAGCAGAACCAAAUCAUGCUCAAACGGAUCACUGACAAUGUUGUCAUAGGCAAAGAACCCUUUGUUUCUGGUACCCGAAAGGAGCUUGGAUGCCUUGUUGUGAAUCUCACCUGCCGUGGCUGUUGCUCAGAAUUAGGAGUUAUGUACAUAUCAACCCCAAAAAAGCUUGAUUACAAGAGAUCUCUUUUCUGCUUUAAUGUUGAAAAUAUUGAAAGCUAUGUAGUCGGCAGUCCAGGCCAGCAGGUGCCAGAAUUAGACAAAGACAAGCCAGUGACCCUGGAGUACCAGAACAUUGUAGAACAGCAGAUGACAGAGAUAAAAUCUCUAGCUGUGAUAAUAGGACAACGCCUACUGGAGAUUGAAAAUAACCUCCAGUGCAGUUCUGGAAAAUGAUAUGAGCUGUCUGUUUUAUGACUGAAGGUAAUAAUCCUAUGUGUCUGUUGUGAAUAAGGUUUUUGGACUCUUUAGUGUAAGAUAGUUUUGUCUGGACAGUUAUGUAUUUACUAUACAGUUGUAUGCAAGUGACACAUUUGUACAAUUUCCAACCUUUUAUUAAUGUCAAGGUCCACACAUUUAAGAGAUGUCAUUGGAUAUAGGUACAUAUAUUAGAUAUUACAACAUAAAAUUGUAUUAUUUAAAAGUUGCUGUACUGUUUGUUAGUAAAACACUCUUACUGGAGAACAUGUUUGUUUGCAUCUCAUAUUUUGUCAGGUGUGAUCCUUGUCUUGUCAUAUGUGAUGAUAGUAUUUAUAAGAUGGAUACACAGGGUGAGCAUGCACA